Molecule: messenger RNA, 7727 nt
Organism: Chelonia mydas (Green sea turtle)
Lineage: Eukaryota; Metazoa; Chordata; Testudines; Cheloniidae
Gene: SNTB2
Product: syntrophin beta 2
Exons: 7
Coding region: 8-1519 (503 amino acids)
Cellular component (GO): dystrophin-associated glycoprotein complex; intracellular anatomical structure; synapse
Molecular function (GO): structural molecule activity; protein binding
Source: RefSeq, a predicted model, not a curated record
GGGCGGGAUGGCGGUGUGGACGCGCGCCGCCAAGGCGGGGCUGCUGGAGCUGCUGCUGCGGGAGCGCUGGGUGCGGGUGGCGGCGGAGCUGAGCGGCGAGGCGCUGAGCCUCACCUCGGAGCCGCCGCCGCCCGAGCCCGCCGCGCCGCCCAACGGGCUGCCCCACGGCGCCGAGCGGGGCGGCCCGGAGCCCCGCCCGCCCUCGCCGCCCCCGGCCGAGCCGGCGCCGCCGGGCGUGCGGCGGGUGCGGGUGGUGAAGGCCGAGGCGGGCGGGCUGGGCAUCAGCAUCAAGGGCGGGCGCGAGAACCGCAUGCCCGUGCUCAUCUCCCGCAUCUUCCCGGGGCUGGCGGCCGAGCGCUGCGGCGCCCUGCGCCUGGGGGACGCCAUCCUCGCCGUGAACGGCACCGACCUGCGCGACGCCACCCACGACCAGGCCGUGCAGGCGCUGAAGCGGGCCGGCCGCGAGGUGCUGCUGGAAGUGAAGUUCAUGCGGGAAGUGACUCCCUACAUUAAGAAGCCAUCGCUGGUGUCAGACCUCCCGUGGGAUGGGGCAGCUCCCCAGUCACCGAGCCUGAGUGGCAGUGAGGACUCCGGCUCACCGAAGCACUACAGUGGCACCAAAGACAGGAAGGUGAUCCCUCUGAAAAUGUGCUUCGCUGCUAGGAACUUGAGCAUGCCGGAUCUGGAGAACAGGUUGAUAGAGUUGCACUCACCGGACAGCAGAAACACCCUGGUCCUGCGGUGCAAAGAUACAGCAACAGCACAUUCCUGGUUCACGGCCAUCCACACAAACAUCAUGGCCCUCCUCCCUCAGGUGCUGGCCGAACUCAAUGCCAUGCUAGGUGCCAACAAUGCCACAGGAAGUAGCAAGGAGGUCAAACACAUCGCUUGGCUGGCGGAACAGGCUAGACUAGAUGGAGGAAGGCAACAGUGGCGGCCCAUCCUCAUGGCUAUGACAGAAAAGGACUUGCUGCUCUAUGAUUGCAUGCCCUGGACAAGAGACGCAUGGGCAUCACCUUGCCACAGCUACCCUCUUGUUGCUACCAGGCUGGUUCACUCUGGCUCCGGACGCAGAUCACCUCCGGGAUCCGAGCUCACCUUUGCAACAAGGACAGGCUCUCGCCAGGGCAUUGAAAUGCACGUUUUCAGGGUGGAGACGCAUCGGGACCUCUCCUCCUGGACCAGGAUGCUAGUUCAGGGCUGCCAUGCUGCUGCGGAGCUGAUAAAGGAGGUGUCCUUAGGCUGCACAUUGAAUGGCCAGGAGGUGAAGCUCACAGUCCAUUAUGAAAAUGGAUUCACACUCUCCAGGGAGGAGGCAUGCUCCACCCACACCCUGUUCCUCUACCCCUUUGAGAAGCUCAGAGUGUCUGCAGAUGAUGGCAUCAGGAACCUCUACCUGGAUUUUGGUGGUCCUGAGGGGGAGCUGACCCUGGACCUGCACUCCUGUCCCAAACCCAUUGUUUUUGUGUUGCACACUUUCUUGUCAGCCAAAGUCACCCGUAUGGGACUGCUUGUGUAAGAGGUGGAGGGUCCCAACAGUUCUGAACAACACAUCUACUGUCCCAGCAGCAGAAAAGCACAAAAGACUCUAGUUUGCGGUGUCCUCCUGCAGUACCAGUGCCUUGACAAAGACUGACUCAUGCCAGAACCGUGACAGUGUGGAAGGAAGCUCCUGCCCUCCUUAGAGCCAUAGCCAGAAAUUCCAGCCUCUCCACAAUCCCCUGGAAUAACUGCUCUACCUGACUAGAAGAUGCCUAGGAGGCUGCAGCUGGUAGCUCAAUACUGAGAUCUGAGGAGACACAGUUCUGGCAUUCUCCCUUUCCAGCCACUUCCUGGCUGCUGGCAAUUUCAGAGACUUUUCUUCCUGACACCCCUGGGAUUCGAUUGUCACCCUGAAGACUCGACGUAAAGCCCAGCAUCUGGCACUUGUCUGCUGCAAGAAGAGAGCCGUUGUCAUGGGGCUGUGAGCGGGGGAGCUGGUUAGGGUUGGAACUAUAGCCAAUCCGUACAAAGUCAUUUUUAUUGCUUACCAAAUGUGCCUUUGGCGGAAGGUGGGUGGUGCUUUACUGGAGAUGGGGAUGAGGAGACUGGGAGUUCAGUGCUGUUCGCUCUGGAAGAGUGCUCCAUGAGCCCCUGCUCUCAGCUCGUUUCAAGCUGCCUGGCCUCCCCUGGGGAGAAGUGAGUCAUUACAAAGAUGGACUUGCGGCUGUGUGGCAGCUCUCACAGGGUUGUGUAGGUGAGGCUGCAUUUGGUGAGGAUUCCUCGUGGUGGGAGGGGGACUCUUCUGAGAGCUGGUGAAUCCCUGCCUCUUCCUUUUGCAGUUGAUAAAUAUUGGGGAACGGUAUGCAGUACAUAGCCCCUUCCCCUGGGCUUCUGACCCUAGUCACUGAGUCAGAGGAGGGAACUCUGAAGGACUGAUCCAGCUCCCUCUGUUGCCACAAAGCCACCUUCCCAGAGGUCCUUGGUAAGGAAGAGGCCUGCCCUUCUCACUAGCCAGUGGGUUUAGAUCCCCCUUGCUGAGUGGGAUGGAUAAUCAGGGAGAUUUCAGCCGCUUUUCUGACUUGCUUUGGGCACCUGGUAACAUCCUGACUACAGAGCACUUAGAUGGUGCUUUUCAUUGAUGCUUCUUACCGAGGCCCCUGAUAGUCAAAUGUGACAGGACUCAUGCCACUUGGCUGGAUCAGUGGCACAGAAAAGCCAGCUGGUUGCGUGUUCUGAAAUGAGCUGGAAUGCAUAAAGCAGCUGAUGCCCAUAUAGUGAUGCACACAGCAUCUGGGCCUGGUAACUUUCUUCUGAGACCCUAGCAGCACCCUCUCUCCUUUCCUGGUGCUGGGCUGCCUGUCUCCCUCAGCCUGUGCUAAGCCCAUGUGCCCAGGUGUGUGUGCUGCAGAGAGGUGGGUGACGGGCCUGUGACUUUGAAAUACCUGGGAGACAAGGUCAGGGGACAGUAUCUUUUAUUGGACCUACUUCUGUCAGUGAGAGGGACCAGCUUUCAAGCCACACAGCUGUGUGAAUGCUUGCAAUACCUGUCGUUGGCACAGCCUAUCUCAUUCCUAAAGAAGCUCUUCUGAAGCAUCUGCAGGGCUGAGGGGAGGCAGCUCAUCCACCAGAGGCAGGGAAAUUGCAGUGCUUCCUUCACUCUGGUGGCAGUAUUUUAACACAGGGCUUUUGGAAGCCCCCUCCCAGCACAUCACUGACCUCUUCCCAACAGGACUCAGGGCACCUGGCAAUGCAGCCUGGCUCAAAACUCUGAUAAACAGAUUUCACUGCGUAACCCAGACCUUCAGCGGGGCCUGCACCCGCCAGCUCUCGUCCUAGAUUCCUGUUUUCUCUCAUGCUUGGGAAGAGCUGGGACACCCAGAGAUGGGGGCAGGGACUCCAGGAGCUCCACUCUAUGCACACGACAGGUGGCUUGGACCGUCCUUUGAGGCUCUGCCUGCUUCUUUGGAGCUUCUCUAGCGCUCAUGGUUGUGAGCAUUCGAUUCCCAGUGUAGGUUGCUCAGGAUUAACUCCUGGGAUUCAGCUUGUCAAGUUACCAGUGUGCUGAGCUCUCCGAGACUGGCCAGAGCCUUGUGGGACACUCACUCCAUCUGCAGGCCGGUACGGUAGCCCUUCUACAGCCCAUCUCCUUAGUGGCACAGAUCAACUGCUUGACUUAGGGUGAGAAUUCACAGCACAAAACAUUUGAAGAUGAACCCGAGAGGAUGCCGCCUCGAGCCUGGCCUUCCCCAGAACGGGCUCGCAGUGUGUGAAGCAGUGAUCCUGGAGGGCACGCUUCCUUUAAGUGAGGGGUGAAGCAAAGCUGAUUUGCCCAGAUUGUCCUGCCAGCACAGCAGCCUGCUGAAACCCUAGGGAGGGAGUGUGGUUCACAGGCCCCUCACAACCACGUGGCCUAUGCCCGAUGCCUAGCAGCUCAUUUCCAAAUGCUGUUUUAGGAACCAACAAAAAACAAUUCAUUUGAAACAUGUUUGUUUAAACAACAAAUCAUGCCAGGUUAUAAAAUACUUAGAAUAGUGUCUUAGCUGAUUGGAGUUUAUGGAGUGAAUAUAAGGUUAAUAUAAAGUGUGAGUUCCCGCACAGUUCUGGUUUGGAUAGGUUUGUGUUCACCCAACAGACUGUUAUCCGUUCUGUGGACCAAUCUGAAGAGCUGUCAUUUCCACGCAAGGCUGUUAAGCUCUUCAAUCUAUUUUAGCUGCUCUUAAAGUGGAUAUUUUAGCUCUAGUAUGGUUGGGGUUUGUCCCAUCAGUACAGCGAGUGCUGGAAAGCACAGAGUCUGCAUGCUGAAAAAUCUACUGCAGGGACAGUAGACCGAAGCCUCAGUUUCUUAGCCAACCCAUAAAGAAAUACUCAACUCCACAAGGUGAUGAAGCUGUUACCAUGUUAGACUACUUUCUUAUCUAAAUGUCCUGGUUUUUUUAAUCUGCAGCUUCACCACGCUGGUGGCUGUAAAGCAUCUAGAAUAUUUUUACAAUUAGAGGCUAGGCCAGUUUGGUCUCUUACCAAAAGCCACAAGUCAACUUAAAUUGGAAUUCUGGACAAGGUCCCUCCUUCUCCCAGGAAAACAUGGCUUGCUAGGAACCAGGUUUCCGAGGGUAAAGGUGGGGUCCAUCAGCAGGGGAAUAUUCACCCCUGUUGUAUAAUUACUGGAAGUGUGAGAAGUGUCAGUAUAUCACAUAAAAUGGGACAGCCUCCCCCUUCUCCCCAUAUUAUUCCUUUGUUCUGCAAAUUACCUAAUAAGCUGCUAUGCAAAUUCUGUUGUGCCCUGGCUGGUUUCAAGGGGUUAGCUAUCCCUGAGAAUUUCAGGGAAGGACUUAUAGACUUUCUCUGCUUUUUUAUUUUGCUCUAACACUUAAGGUUGAGUGGUUGCUAUUUUAAGCUCUGGUGGUAGUCACUGAUUGUCAGUACUGCUCAUGAUCUGUGCAAAACUUCAGUGUAAAUGCCUUGCUGUCAGUGGGGUGAACUCUUCCCAAAUUGCCUCUCACUAGCAAAGCUCUGGCUGAGGUGGCAACUGAAAUGUCCAGAGUAGACGCCAAAUCAAAUUGCACGUGAUGGACGCUUGGCUUAACAGGAGGUUAUUUUCACUCAUUUCGAUUGGAUUUCGAUUUUUGUGGGAGGUGGGGGAGUACUUAGUACCUGCCUUGUCAUAACCGCCCACUACAGGCUGAGUUGGUGCCCUUGUGCAUGGCCAGCUGGAGUGAAGUACAGUAUGGUCUGUCUUCCCCUUUGCAUCAGACAUGGUAUAGUUAAUGUGCAGAAAGGCUCCUGCUGCCAGCCUGGAACUGUCUCCCAACAGACCCAGGUUCCUUCCCAGGCUUCGCUGUGUUAGGAAUUACAUUCUGUCAUGUUUAAGCAAUCACUUUUGAGCCUUUUGCCACAAAGCCUGAAUUUGAUCCUGACUUGCUUCACCAGAGAAGCCCCUGAGAUCUCUCAGCCUAGUCCCCAGAGAACCUGUGUCCAAACCAGACCCAUCUUCUCAUUCACGUGAGCAUCAGUGUCCACUGAAAGGAAGCUCAGGUCUGUUGCGGAUCAGAGGUACUUGGGGAAACUUGCCAGUUUGCACUUGGCCUAGUUCUCCCCAGGGCUGUCUUUCAUUCAUGCCAAAUAUCUGCCCUGUUACAGAAUGCUGCAUGCCCAUCUGGAAUGCUGUGAGCUGUCGCUUACUCUGGAAUCUCAGGUCCUCUUAGCUUUUAAGGUUUUUAAUGUUUUAACUUGGUAUUAAAAGCCUGUUCUGCAGACUGAAUUUCUAAUGCUCAAGCCCCCACUGUGUCCCAGCUCCUCCCCAGCAGCGUUGAGUUACCAGAUUUAUCUGCAGUGGGCAUCCACUGUGUGCCUCAACUGGCCUCAUUUGUUUCUGGUGGCAGCAGACUCCCCUCUUCCCAGAGCCUGUGUAGAGACAUGGAGAAAUGUACAAACUCCUGGGAGCUUGCCCUGUCUGUUCCCUGUAAGUGAGGGAAAGGGCUCCAGAAUGUCUGCAAGAGACUCUGCUCCUGCCCCGUCUCAAAUCUAUGCAAACCUCUGGAUUUUGAGUGAGGCGGUGUGUUGGAAAGCUAGAAAAUGCCCCAUGCCUCGGCAGCUGGAGAGCUCUGUUACCGCAUUCCAUAUGGAAGCUACACUACUGAGAGGCAUCCCAGGUUAUCCUUGGAAACCAGAGGGAGGAGAGGAGAAUAUCUAGGCUGAGCUUGUGUUUUCUAUCCAGAAUAAGAGCAGGCAAGUGUCUUAAAUAUGGCCGUCAGCCUGGAUGGCAAUAUGGUGGUGUGUAAUUAAACUAGUGAAUGGUGCUUGCAAAACCUUACACAAACUGUGUAGACUUUGACCAGUUUAAAUUCCAUUCCAUUCCAUUUUAAAGUCCCUUCCUUCUCGUCAAUCAAUUCCUCCUACCAACUCCUCUUCAAACAGCACUUGUGGGAUUGACUCCCAGAGUUAAUACUCUGCAAAAUCUUUGCAGAUUCUUGUGCUUUUCCCAAUACAGCAUUUCUAUUCCUGUGGCUGAUUCAUACAACUGAGAGCAGACAUUGCAUGCAGGACUUAGUUUGUAAUGAAAGAGGUGCCAGGGCUCAAGCUAUUUUUUUACUUUCAUAACUGAUGCACCAAGCCCGGAGGUGCUGGGGCUCAGCCCUGGCAAAAACUAAGCACUGAUCACAUGUAGAAACCAUGCCACGCUUUCCUUUAAAAGGAGGCCAGUAGCCUCUUUGCAUUAGAUAAUAAGCAAUGAAGAAAACGGAUGUGAAACUAGUAAAAGCAAAUGUUCUUUGAGUCUGGCUGUGGAUCCUGCUCCAGAUGUGCAUGUGCUUCAUGGGAUCCACAUGUACAGAGCAUCUUGAAGCACCAUGGUUGGUGUAAGGCUAAGUAACCGUUCUCUACAGCCAGCCCACCUCUGCCUUUGCCUUUAUGCUGCCAGGAUUUUGCUACAUGAGUUAAUUCUGUUUCUGCUGCUGAUCUUACAGUAUCCUGGCCUGCAAUAUAGUACAUCAAAACAUUGAUUUCACUUUCAUGUUCUAGAAUUUGGGGGAACUAUAGGGCUAGUUCUACCUGGUUUUAAAAUAAAUUAAUUUGCAGUGACAUCUCUUCUCUGCCAAAGAAAAUUUAAAAAAAAAAAAAAUCCUUUGGCACAUCAGUGUUUGUGGAGCUCCAUUUUCCUUGUAGCAUAUCUGCCUGUCUGGGAUCAGCCAGUGUUGGGGAUCUCACUACAGUGUAUUGUGUUAAGUUUACAAUUUGGGUAAAUAGAGCAUUACAAGGCCCAGGUGCGAAAGACAAAAACCCUGUAAGUAUAACUGGCCCCAGGUCAUCUGAAGAAUAAAUUGCACAGAACCACUACAAAUAAACUGUUUUUUAACCUGUGCAAACUCUAUGCCAUUUGAUAUGGUCAAGGCACAGACUGUAACACUCCCAUAGAAAAACUAAAAUAACAUGCAAUCAUUUCUAUUUUUGUAUUCUUUGUAGUUCACUAUUUAUACGAUUCUUCCUUUUUUGAGGUUUUUAAUCUCACGCUUUUGGAACUUCCAAGUUACCAAAUCCAAAUAACCCAAUGGUGAAAAGCAGGGGAGUUUGUGUAUUCUACAAUCACAUUAAAGCUUUAUGUGUACUCUAUAAAUAUAGAUGCAUAGACAACCUAUUGUCCCUUGAGUUGCAUGUUAACUGUAUAGUAUUGUACAUUACAAUGAAAAUGUAACUUAAGGGCAAGUGUAACCUUUAUACUGUAAAUAACAAUAAAGGCUUUUAUGCUUUUA